This is a messenger RNA of Trachemys scripta elegans, 1136 nucleotides long. Its product is annotated as zinc finger and SCAN domain-containing protein 29-like. The coding region runs from base 22 to 570 and encodes 182 amino acids. The record is from RefSeq and is a predicted model, not a curated record. The transcript has 2 exons. Lineage: Eukaryota; Metazoa; Chordata; Testudines; Emydidae.
AUUGCAUCUUCCCAGGUGACCAUGGCGGGUUAUCACAGCAAACGCUCUCCCGCUUGGACCACUGCAGAGCUGCUGGAUCUGCUCAGUAUAGGGGGAGAGGAGGCUGUGCAGUCCCAGCUGUGCUGGGGCUAUAGGAAUUGGGAUACCUACGGGCAGAUUUCUCGAGGCUUGUGCGAAAAGGGCUGUGAUCAGGAUACGCUGCAGUGCAGAGAGAAGACAAAGGAGCUGAGGAAGGCGCACCAUAAGACCAGGGAGGCAAACUGUCACUCAAGUGCUUCACCUACGACCUGCCGAUUCUAUAAGGAACUGGAUGCUAUCCUCGGUGGCUACCCCACCUCCAUCGCCAAGAUCCCCGUGGAUACUUCAGAGGGCACGGAGGCAGCGGAAAGAGGACAUAACCCAGAGGAUGAAGUUAUUGAUGAAGAGGUGGAGUUAGAUGAGGAUGUGCAGCUCCCAGCGGGGUUGCUCGGUGGGGCAGGCGGCCAGGAACUGUUCUCCACUCCAGUAGUGUCUAGCCAGUCUCAGCAAUUGCUCUUCAUUGAAGAAGCAGCAGGAGAUGAGACCAUCUGAUGUGGCCUUGAGGAACACCCCACGCACUCCAGCUGAGCGUCUCCACGAGAUCAGAAAGCCCCCAAGACACAGCAAAGAAGACCUGUUCCAGGAGGUCCUGCAGUGCUCCAAUGCAGAAGAAAGGGAAUGCAAGGCGUGCCGGGAAGCCGAAUGGCAGGACAGAAAAGAGAAUCACGCAUUUGUUAAGGACACAACUGAGCAGAUGCUUAAAGUAAUGGAGGAGCAAACGCAGAUGCUGAAGUCCUUAAUAGUUCUGCAGACUGAGCAGAUCAGUGCUCGACCUCCCCUGCAGCACAUGCAGAACUCUUUUCCAUGCCCCCCCUCACUCCACCCGCACAUUCCUUUCCAGCUUCUAUGACUUCUCAGUUUCCCCUUCACUCCACCCCCUCGGAUAACUUUCACGAUAGCUGGACCUACACACAGUUGUGAAAGUCUGUACUUCACUGGUUCUUCUUUUCCCAGAAAGCAUCUGUGUGUUUGUGUGUGCUGUUUCUUCUGCAAUAAAAACAAAGUUUUAUAAUGGUAAAUCAUCUUUAUUUUUUUCUACAAGGUGAGAUUGCAGGCAC